AACAAUUCAGGCCACCCUUGACCCAAAUUUCUUUGUGGGUUUUAGCCCAAACAAAUUGAUCCAUAAGUGAAUUGAUUAUUACUUUGCUCAAGUCGUCAAGUAGAGGUCGAGCUGCACUCUGAAUAUAUAUUACUAAAGUUAGGGUUUACUUGUCUCGAUUCUGCGUUUUGAUUCCUGGCUCUGUCUCGCUCUCACCGCUUCAGGUUUAUCGACUGUAGCCCUAAAUCACAGUCUGCCUCGAUCUUAUUUUUUCCUUAUAUUUGACUGAACACUCCUAGUCUUUUCAUUUUAUCUCUGUAUAGAGUAUUUAACGAUUAAUCUUUCGUCUGUUUCUGGUUGACUUGAUCAUUAAGGAUGGUCGUUACAGUUUCGGAUGAAGAAACAUCUUCGUUGUGUUCCUUCGCAUCAGAGUCAACAACUUCGCAAACCUUCUGGACAGAACGUCCUCCUGGUUCUUAUUCCCUGAAAGUCCAGAAUCUCGCACAACUCAUCGGUGAAAAAUACCACACUCGUGGUUUCUUAGUAAAUGGCUACAAUUGGAGAUUAAUUAUAUAUCCAAAAGGGAAUGAAAAGGACAAUGGAAGUGGAUAUAUUUCGAUGUACGUUGAAAUAGACAGCACAAGCGAGGUGUUUGCAUAUCUCACCUUCUUUGUCUAUAACAAGAAAGUAAACAAAUAUUUAUGUAUUCAAGAUACACAAGUGAAGCGUUUUAAUGCACUGAAGAAGGUGUGGGGAUCUUCUCAAAUGCUUCCACUUGAGUUAUUCAAUGAUCCUAAAAAUGGAUAUAUAUUUGAGGAAGAUCAAUGCGAAUUUGGAGUUGAUGUGAGUCAUGUGACGAUUGAUUCAACCCUUACCAACUGGGAAAUCGUCUCUUUUAAUGAGAAUUUUUGUUAUUCCAAAUUCUUCUUUAGUGUCAAGAAUUUCACGAUGCUGAAUGAACAUCUCUAUUACAUGUCUAAUACAUUUUCAGUGGGAGGAAAGACAUGGGUGCUAAGGUUUUAUCGCAAGUGCUUCUCUACAUUAGACGACAAAUGGAUCUCCAUUUUUCUACAUCUAGCCGACAAUGAAAGAUUGUUACCGGAUGAGAGGAUUUACACGCGUGGUCAUUUCCGAGUUCUAGACCCAUGUAGAUCUAAUCACAUCACAGAGAAAUUUAACUGCUGGCACGAUCAAUCAAACUCAGGUUGCGGUCACGACAAAGUGGUGUCAAUGGAUAAGCUCAGGGAGGUUUACUUGGACGAAGAUGACACUUUGAGCGUAGCGAUUGAAUUUGAAGUUAUGUCUGCGACCAGUUACUCUCCCAUCAAUUACUCUGCCAUUAUCUAAGCUCUCCCGCUUCCCCCGUUACUCUCUCUGUCUCAUUAAUUUGCAAAAAAGAACAAAAAAGGCGCAUUUACGUUGGGUUUUCGUUGCAAUGGACUUUCUUUUUUUCAUCGCAUUAUUUUCGAAAUUCUUUUUGAUUCGGUUGGGAUUGAGAUUUAUGACUGGUUUCUCCGCUAUCACCCGCAAACGCAGCUUUUGCGGUUAGUAAUGGUUGUUAGUGUUUUGCAACAAUCACUCAAACCGCUCUAAACCGCUU
Messenger RNA from Brassica napus (rape), 1579 nucleotides. RefSeq lists its product as uncharacterized. The transcript is spliced from 5 exons. Lineage: Eukaryota; Viridiplantae; Streptophyta; Magnoliopsida; Brassicales; Brassicaceae. The coding region runs from base 355 to 1326 and encodes 323 amino acids. The record is from RefSeq and is a predicted model, not a curated record. Gene Ontology annotation, molecular function: protein binding.